Messenger RNA from Aethalodelphis obliquidens (Pacific white-sided dolphin), 11534 nucleotides. It is a transcript of the gene CACNB4, whose product is annotated as calcium voltage-gated channel auxiliary subunit beta 4. The record is from RefSeq and is a predicted model, not a curated record. Gene Ontology annotation, cellular component: voltage-gated calcium channel complex. NCBI's taxonomy places the organism in Eukaryota, Metazoa, Chordata, Mammalia, Artiodactyla, Delphinidae. The transcript is spliced from 15 exons. Gene Ontology annotation, molecular function: voltage-gated calcium channel activity; protein binding. Gene Ontology annotation, biological process: calcium ion transmembrane transport. The coding region runs from base 4434 to 5855 and encodes 473 amino acids.
GCGCGCCUAUCCCGGGGCACACGGGAAGGAUGUGGAGCUCGGAGGGGUGGCUGAAGGGUUGAGGUGUCGUCAGGCCAAGGAGGCCUGGGAGUCCCUGCCAGCUUCAGCAUAAGGAGCAGUCAGCCUAGCCAGAUGAAGCAGGUAGGCAGCCGGGAGGAGGUUGGCAUGAAGGUAAGUAGGGCAGGGGGAGGCAGGAUGCUGGUCUCGGCUCUGCUGGCUGAGACCAGGCACCCAGGUGGAGAUUGAGAGGACCAGGCUGGCAACAGGGGCAGCAGGGACGAGGAAUCCCACCGCAGAGGCAAAGGGCACCAAGUCUUCAGGCCAGAGCCCAGAGAUGAGAAGAAGCAACUGAUGCUUGUGCAGCCUCGAGUUUGUACCACACAUCGUUCUGAGCACUUUCUUAUAUCGAGGCUUUUCAUCUUACACGAUAAUCUUGGGGUAAUCCUCAUUUUACAAAGGAGGAGAUGGAGGUACAGAAAGGCAAAGUAGCUCACUGAGUGUCAUCCAGCUGGGAAGAGGCACCACAGGGAUAUGCAGGCAGCCUGGCUCCAGAGUCCCUGCUCUUCCCUAGCCUGCUCUGAAGAAUCCCUGUGACGCCGCUCCUGGGAGUACCAUUCACACGAAUUGCAGUGCAUGGGGGCCCUCGGAGCUGGGCGAUGUAGGCGGCCCUGAUUCCACACUACUCCCUUUAAAAAAAGACUGAUUCUUCACUCUGCCUUAUGAUGUGCCAGGCACUUUCUGUGUACCUUUUAUACAUUCACUCAUGAAGUCCAGAACUCUUUUUACCUCCGUUACAGAUGAGGCACGGAGAGACGUAAGGAUACACCUGCCUAGGUGGUUACAACGGUCUAAAUUCAAACUCGGAGGACUACUAAAAGGGCAGUCAGUUUGUAGAGUUUUGUUUUGUUUUGUUUUCACUCUUUUGUCUGCCCUGCCGGUACCACCUGUCUGAAGCACGUCAGGGGGGAAACAGGGGUUAGAAUAUUAACGUGCAAAAUGCCAUAUAUGUUUCUGGAGGGAAAUAAGUGUAUCUGUGCUUGCAGAAGAGGGAGAAAAUCAUCUAGUACACUUAGCCACUUAGAAAAACUUAAAAACAAAGAGCAAAAUAAUCCCCAAGGUUAAAUUGUCAGGCAGAGACCUUGGGCUCGUGUUCUAGUCCAUAGAGCCAAUGAGAGUCCAAACACUGUUCUUUUGUCUCUUCCCUGACCUCUCAGAGUCCUGCUGCAGAACACAUGACCUCACUGGCUUAGAAAGUUAAAUUCUGGAGAAAUCUGGGGGGGGGGGGGAAAUUAGCAAAAUUUCCUUUUGUUUCCAAAUCUGUACCAAUUGUCUUGAUGACAGCUAUGUAAAACUCAGAGCUAAUCAGCUGAUUCUUGGCUUUUCUCUCCCUCUUCCCCUCCCUUUCCAAACAAAUGGAAAAGAGAAAUGCUUGUCCUUUGUAUUCCACCGUCAAAUGCAUGGGUGUGCUGUACCACAAAGCCCAGCCCAGGUAAGGAAAAGCAACUCCAUGUCCCUAAGUUUGAAGCCAACAAAAACUAGCUGAAUGUUGCCUUGAGCUGCAGAAGAGAGCUUCCCUGAUUUGUUGAGGACCACACCAUUCCCUCCACUGAACUGAGCUCAGUUGAGACAUUUGUCAAAUUGCAAGAAUAACCUCUAUACGGAGAAUCACGUGGAAUUUAGAGAACAGAAUCACACAAACAAUGCCUUUUCAUAAGGUCUUUUGACUUUGAACUGUUGAUCAUGGUGAGAGAUGACUUGAAAGGAAACACAGUCAGCAGGGCACCCUCAAAAUGGGAAGAUGCCUUUGGGGGCUGUGUAGUUUUGGAGGCUACUCAGGGGUGAGAGGUGGACAGGUUAUGGGGAAACACUGAUGCAAGGUGACCCAGGAGCUUUUCAGACUGAUCCUCAUUGUAGCUGGAAAUAGAAGUAGACCCAGGGGAGGGUUGGUUUCUCUUUCAUCCUCUCAAUCAAUCACUUAACUGGAGAACUCUUCAAACCAAAACCAAGACGGUGCCAAUCCCUCACUUGAUGUUCGCCUCUUGCUGCAGUGAAAUAUGACACCCUUGAAAUUUGGUCCUCAGAACGUAGACCUGAUAGGAUAUCAAGGCCCUUUCACCAAAAGCUAGGGACUUGAGAUGAUCUGAAACAGGCCCAGGAAGCUCCCAGGGACCUCUCGCUACUUCUCAGCCAGCUCUCAGUUCAGAGAAUCUUGGGACAGGAAUGGUCAGUUCCAAGAGCCUCUUGGAGUUCGAGUACACUUUUGUGGGAACUUCUCAGAGUUCCUUUGGGGAAGUCCAGACUGAGUCUCUCACUGGCUGCCUCUGGAACUCUGGGAUCAGCCUGAGCAUUGGAUUGAGACCUUUAGGUGACCUGUACGUGCAAUGCUUAUUCUGUGGAGAUCCAAACACUAGGGGCAGACUCCCCAAUCUAUUAAUUGAUUUUCAGUUGUCAACUUGCGGGUGGGUGACCAAAUAGCUUGUGUUUAGACAGUUUUUAGAAUGAAAAGAGUGGGAAAAAUAGGGGUUUUCCCAUCAAAGUGACCCCCCCCCCUUUCAUUUUACCAAAUUCCUCCUGGGAAUACACCCACUGCUCCUCAUUCCUUAUCUUGAAAACCCCCUCAAGAAGGAGCAGGGAAGGAACACUUAAGUAUAGAAAAUUAUGGCUUUGAAUACAUCAGUUUAACCUUUCUGGGUAUUAAAAUGAGGGCUGGAUUAGGGGACCUCUGGGGUUCUCCCACCUCUAACAAUUUGCUCAGCAUUUUUCUAACCUGGGAAGCAGGCAGAGCCAGGCUGCCCCUGCUUUACGUCUCGUCUGUUCUUAGUCCUUGAGGGGUUUGGGUGUAGGGUUGCUGGGAGUAACCACAAGCUACUUUGCUUGAUCCAGUGCUCCCUCCUGACCACCGAUCCUGAGUUAUCUUCCUUACUGCCUACAUUUGUAUAUCACAAAACGAGCCCCUGCUUUUUAAAGACUUUCCUUAGACCCUUACAUUGGCUGUUGGGAAAUGCAGGAGAGGAGUUGAGCCAUGUACAGUUUUCCCAGUAGGGGGCAGUUUCUCUCAUCUUCUUGGUGAAUUAUGGAAGUGAACGGCUUUUUCCCCCCCCCCCCCCCAAAUUUAGAUUCCCAUUUAAAGAUAUUCAGGAAAUAUCUAUACUCUCGGUUGAAACAGUAAAAUAAGGAAAUGAUCUGGAAAAUCUAAGGAGAAAAAAGACCCUCUUGCCUUGAUUUUCUGUUGAUUCUGCCUAAAAUAUCACAUGGCUGUAGUUAGAGAGUUAAUUAAAAUAACAGAAUCUGAUACAGGAAUUUGAGCUUAGAAAUCUUUUGGCCCAGUCCUCUUGCUUGAUGGAGGAGAGAGCUGAGGUUAGCCUGGGAAAUGACUUGCUCCAGGACACACAGUCGUCAACAGGUCGGGCUGGCACUGGGUCCCUUUCUAUGAAAUCCUGCCAACUGUACCCAUCCUCUUCUGCCAUCCUCCUGGUGGCACAGGUGACCUCCUGUAUGAACCCUACCAUUUUCAGGCUCUGAAGGACAGGUGAGUCCCUUUGGCAUCUUUUAUAUUUGAAAGGAUUGAUGCUGUUCCCAAAGUGUGCAGCUGUGAUUGGAAGACCUUAGUGGGUCAGUGCAGACCUGGGCGAACUGUGCUCGGCUCAGCAGUUGUAGCUCUUGUGUUGUUCUUUGUGACUCAGAUUUGUUCCUUUAAGAGUUACGCUUUUCAGAGAUACUGGCUUUUCAGAGAUACGGGCCUCAUUUCCUGGGUCCAGGGCCAGACAGUUACUCCUGUGCUGAGUUCCCAUGAACUGCAGCCAGUGCCUUCCAGCUGACGAAGCAGGGUUGUCAUUGAUAAGCGUUUAUGUUGCGCUUUAGAUUUGCAAAGUCCUUUCUCUGGGUUAUUUCUUGCCUCAAUUUGGCAGGUGAGGAAACUGAAGCCCACAGAAGUGGUGACUGGUCCAGAGUCAUCCGACCAAUUAGUGAGGAAGCUGGGCUCAGCCUCUGAGUUUCUGGGUCAUUGUUUUACCCCUGUGAGUCAUGCAGCUUCUCUAGAUUAUGUUCGUUGCUCCUCACCAACUUCUUUUUUUUCCAAAUUUAGCUGGCUUCUUUUACAGUGAGCUAUAAAUCUCUUCUGUUUCAAAGCUGCAGUACCUUAUUGGUUGACCAGGAAGCUGCAAGUGUCUAGCUGUGGCUUCUGUAGCAGUUUUGUUUUCGCCUUGAUAGAGGUGCUCUGGAUUAUCAGACCUCCAUGUAUGACAAUUUGUACCUGCAUGGAAUUGAAGACUCGGAGGCUGAAGAAUAAUGUGAUGUGUUACCCAAGAUGGUGUGAACAAAGCUUCAAGCCAAUGGAGAAGACUAGGCCUAAAUAGCUGACCCGGUGAAGUGAAAAAUAAAGCCACACCUGGAGAGCCACAUCCUCCGCAGUCUUUCUCAAUGCCAAUGCAUAUAUGGCUGGUUCAGCGGAUUCCUACACGAGCAGGCCGUCUGACUCCGAUGUCUCUCUGGAAGAGGAUCGGGAAGCAAUUCGGCAAGAGAGAGAGCAGCAGGCGGCCAUCCAGCUUGAGAGAGCAAAGUCGAAACCUGUAGCAUUUGCUGUGAAGACGAAUGUGAGCUACUGUGGUGCCUUGGAUGAGGAUGUGCCUGUUCCAAGCACGGCCAUCUCCUUUGACGCCAAGGACUUUCUACACAUUAAAGAGAAAUAUAACAAUGAUUGGUGGAUAGGAAGGCUGGUGAAAGAAGGCUGUGAGAUUGGCUUCAUCCCAAGUCCACUUAGAUUGGAGAACAUACGGAUUCAGCAAGAACAAAAAAGAGGACGUUUUCACGGAGGGAAAUCCAGUGGAAAUUCUUCUUCAAGUCUUGGAGAAAUGGUAUCAGGGACAUUUCGAGCAACCCCCACAUCAACAGCAAAACAGAAGCAAAAAGUGACGGAGCACAUCCCUCCCUACGAUGUUGUGCCAUCCAUGCGUCCGGUGGUGUUAGUGGGGCCGUCACUGAAGGGUUAUGAGGUCACAGACAUGAUGCAGAAAGCCCUCUUUGAUUUCCUGAAGCACAGGUUUGAUGGGAGGAUAUCAAUAACAAGAGUGACAGCUGACAUUUCUCUUGCUAAGAGGUCUGUCCUAAAUAAUCCCAGCAAGAGAGCAAUAAUUGAACGCUCAAACACUCGGUCCAGCUUAGCGGAAGUACAAAGUGAAAUUGAAAGAAUCUUUGAGUUGGCAAGAUCUUUGCAACUGGUUGUUCUUGAUGCAGACACCAUCAAUCACCCAGCACAACUUAUAAAGACUUCCUUAGCACCAAUUAUUGUUCAUGUAAAAGUCUCAUCUCCAAAGGUUUUACAGCGGUUGAUUAAAUCUAGAGGAAAGUCCCAAAGUAAACACUUAAAUGUUCAACUGGUGGCAGCUGAUAAACUUGCACAAUGUCCCCCUGAAAUGUUUGAUGUUAUACUGGAUGAAAACCAGCUGGAGGAUGCGUGUGAACAUCUGGGAGAAUACCUUGAGGCCUACUGGCGUGCCACUCACACGACCAGUAGCACCCCCAUGACCCCACUGCUUGGAAGGAAUUUGGGCUCAACAGCACUCUCACCAUAUCCCACAGCAAUUUCUGGGUUACAGAGUCAGCGUAUGAGGUACAGCAACCACUCCACAGAGAACUCUCCAAUUGAAAGGCGAAGUCUAAUGACCUCUGAUGAAAAUUAUCACAAUGAAAGGGCUCGGAAGAGUAGGAACCGCUUGUCUUCCAGUUCCCAGCAUAGCCGAGAUCAUUACCCUCUCGUGGAAGAAGAUUACCCUGACUCAUACCAGGACACUUACAAACCUCAUAGGAACCGAGGAUCGCCUGGGGGAUAUAGCCAUGACUCUCGACAUAGGCUUUGAGUCUGCAGAAACAAGCAAAAUAUUCAUCUGUUGACAAUUUGCCAUUGCACUGCUAGGAUACAACAAUCAUCUUAACUCGGCAACUACAGCACAGUAUUGACUGUGCUUAUGGGCUGCUGUCAUUGAUGCUAAGAAGGGGCAACAAGAAAAAAAAAAAAAAGUGUACAUUAUGCCCUUAAGUCUAGAUGGAUAUUAGAUGCCCAAUCAUAGAGAUAUUUUUAAGUGCAACAUUUACAUAACAGUACCUUUUGUUUUCUUCAUUAGGUUUAGACACAUCAAUUUGUAAUUUAAGGUACUUAUCAAGGCACAUAUAAAAUAAUUUCCCAUGCUGGAAAUUCCAAAUGACCAGUUCCAGUUGGAACCAAUUUAUAAACCAAUUCCUGUUGGAAUUUGGGUGAAUCGACUAGAAAGUCUACUUGAGCAUGUUGUAAUCAAUUUAAAAAUCUGAAAAAAAAAAAAAAGAAACUAAUUAAUAAAAUCAAAAUACCAAUAGAAGCCAAAACCAGCUAUGGUAUUUAUUUGCUGGAGACUAAAUUUACACUUAAAGUUGGAAUGUAUAAACAUUUUAAUAUAUGUUAACGUUGCCAGAAUGGCUUUUCAAACUUACCAAAUGUACUGAUAGUGCCAAAAAAAAAAAUCUCAAAUUAAUGCAGAAAUUCUACAGUCUCCUCAGAUUUUAAUAUUUUUAUUUCUUUUCUGGCACACCUGUUGUAUUCAAAGUGUUUUGCUUUUUGUUUAGUCACAACUGUUAGCUUGUUUGAAGUUGGCAAAAAAAAAAAAACUCAAAAUUUCUUUAGCAGUGAGAGAGAAUAGUAAAGAGAAGCCCAAUCAUAGCUGGUUAUGUGAGAUGGAAAAUGGGGUGUCGUUUCCCCUUUAAUCAAUCUGAGCACAACUACAUACAUCCAGGAAUCUGAAGUCAGACAGUAAGAAUGGGGCACAGAUCCUCCUGAGUGCAAGGCUAAACAUCUCCAGAUGGAAUUUCACCUAUCCCACUUACCACAACUACGGGUUCCGUGUUUACCGCCAGCACAAUUGAGUAUCUUUCCAUUGCUUCACUCAGUCUCUGUCUUUGAAUAUCUGAAUGUUCUAGCCCUUCACCAAAUUCUUUAUAAUCAUGCUAAGGAUUUUUUGUUUUACAUGGACACAUUGAAUUUUGAUAUUGAAAGCUGCGUUUAUACAAAAUGAUUAAUUGAAAAACUGUGAAAACGAAUUUAAGAGCUUGCAGUAAAAAAAUAAACUUGUAGAUUCAGAAUAGAUUUGUUUACUAAAAUUGUAUCAUUUUUAUUGCAGAGAAUUAUAAAGCAUUUGAAGAUUGAACUGCUUUAUUUCUAAUGAACACUCCUCUUUACCUAUUAAGUCUUCACAGUUUUUCCAGUGACUAUAAUUACAGAAUCAGUGACCUUAUGUCUACUAUAAUCAAGGAAGCCUUAGAUUCACUAUGAUCCAAGAAACUAUUGAAAUUGACCCUUUUAUACAAUACCCAAAUGUCUUUAGGAAAAGACUCUUGUUUCUAAGAGUCCGUUUUUCUAAAACUCGCAUAGGAUCAGGCAUAAAAGUCCUUUUCUACUAGUACAUGUCAUGAAGCCUAUUUUUUUUGGAAAACAAUAAUAGUUCAUAUUCUGUUAUCUUAUUUCCCCCCAUCCAAGCCUUUCAGUGUUUAGGCUCUUCAAAGCAUGCACCAGUUAAAUAAUUUUCUUGACCAUGAAAAUAGGUUCCAUAUUGUUAAUUAGUGAUGUAUAUAUCUUGAGCCUCAUUGUAACCCCCCGCAUUCCCUCUCCUCCUGUUAUUCACUGUGCAUACCCCAUUAUGAACCUGUUUAGCUGAUAAUGAGGAUGCCUAUAAUCAUGUAAGUUAUCGCAAAUAUUUGAUACAAUUAAGAAAUGUGGGCUCAGUGAAUUCUAAAAGUUAACAUGUGAUACUGGCUUGUGAGGUUCUUUUGUCAUCUAGUGAAGCUUACAGAAUUUUCAGUUAAGACAUUUAAAAGAGCUAUAUCCAUUAGGCACUUUACUAAACAUACAACCUGCCAUUACUGAAUACUUUGUUAGAGCACAGAAGAGCAUUUUCCAGCAAACAAAUAUAUUUAUUACAUGUACAGCACAUAUUUGCAUGAAAAAGAAAACACUAGCCAAAACAUUUUUCUAUAUGCUUUACUGGUUUCUUGUUUGUGCGCAUUAAAGUAUUUAAUUGCAAAGAGUGCACCAAGGUGUUAAACUUAGACUAGACAGCUGUUCAGCUUUUUCUGUAGUAGCAUUAGCAAUCUGGCCAUUUAACUACUUUAAGAUAUUUACAUUUUAUGGCAGGUAGCUGUAACAGCAUUUACAUAUAUUUCCUAGUCAGCAAGAUUACCAUAUUCUUUCAACUUUUAAAAAUCUCUUGUUUUUAACGGCCUCUCAAAGCCUAGUUUCUAUGUCCUCUAUGUCAUGCUGAUAGAGAGGUCCAUUCAAUAUCUGUGCACAAAACCAAUCUUUCCUUUACCAUCAAGUGUCCAUACCUGUUUUGCUUUGCAUUCUUAUUCAAAAGCUAACAAUCUUGGAAAGGGUAUAAUGUAUAUUUUCUUGAUGGAUGUACUUAAAUUUUUACUUUGAUUUGGCAUAUUCUUUCCCCUUCCUUUUAUAAUACGUUAUCUUCUCCAAAUGAAUAAGGGAUAUGCAUUUUCCUUUCUCUUUUUCUUAAGCCUUAGAGUUUAAUGUGUAAAUGAUACUAAAAUACAGAUAUAUACUAAAUGAAAAGUUUUAUUUUUACCAAGCACAUCAAGCACCUUUGGAAAAUACAUACUCCAUAAAUACUUUGUUUUUAACUGAUUUCAUUUAAAGAUUAGCAAAUGAUAAGCAGGAGAAGCAAGUCUUAUAAUGUUUUGAGGCUGUUUUAACUUGUAGUAUAAACCACAUAUUCUGUAAUUUCAGCAUAUAUAAUUUCAGAAUAUGUAAAUUACAUAUUCUGUAAUUUCAGUCAGCGAACAUGUAACAAUGUUGACACAUGUGACAAUGUGGAAGUGUAGUCUUGGAAAAAAAAGGAAUGCAAUUUGUCAAUCCUGAUGUUAAUUCCUCAAGGCUGUAAUGUGACUCCAGUAUUGUAAUCAACCAUGUUAUCUUGUUUCCUCCAACAUUUAAAGCAACACUUAGAAAUGUUUAUAAAUGACUGAUGAUUCUCGCUUAUCUUUAUACAGUUCUGUUGGAAAGAAAAUUGAAAUUAACAAUUCAGACUGAUAGUCUUUCCUAGUAAGAGUCUUAAUUAUGUGACAAUGUGACAUUGCUUAGUUCUUAAUGAAAUGAUUUUUUUAAAUAUAAAACAAAUUCUGAGAAAAUUAUGUGUUCCCUUUGAAUAAUUUGUUAAUUACUUUAAUUAUUAUUGUUGUUGUUUGCAAAAUGUAUUUUUGGAAUGUUAACCUCUUUAACAUACCUGCAUACUUGAACUUGUCUUUUGUGUGAGGGCCUUAAAAUUCAUAAUAGGAAGCUAAAGCAGUGAAAGGGAGGGAGAGAAGAAAAUGAUGCCAAAAGACGGUUUGCAAAUUUAAACUCCUUGAAUGAACAUAUCAUAAAAUGUUGUUGAGACCCAGGAUGUCAGUUAAGAAUGUUUCUAGGCAACCUUAAUUUGCAUGCUAGUGUAUUUUCUUAUUAUACAAUUUUAUUUUGGUAUUUGCUAAAAAAUAAAAACAAAAUAAUACCACUACAGAAAUUGCCCUAUAUAUUGAUAUUUGUACUACCUCUUCUCUAGAGAAGACAAUCUGUCUUUAAAGAGAAAACACUUUUCAAUAAGUAGGGAAUUUAUUACUCUUACUGCUAACCUUGCUGCAAAGCUAAAUGCAUAAAUUGUUAAAAUAUACUUUCCCCUUAGAUUUUCAACUGUUGACAAAAUGCUCUUGUCACCCUUUCAUUUCUUCCAUGUUAGUGAACUUUUCUUUGAAUCAGUUCACAGUUUAUCAGGAGACAAGGUAAACAUUUAGUAUGUCAGUAAUCAUAGGGAACAAGACAAACUGCAAGGAAAUUGCUUUUGUGUGCAAUUUGUUAUAACAUCUAGCUCCAAGUCUGAGAGUAGAUUCAGAGAUUUGAUGUUUAAGUGAAGUUGGCUUGCAAAUUCCAAUUUUGUUGAUCCUUGACUUUUCCUAUGGACACUUAGCCAUUUACUGAGUAGGAUCAUCUUGGACACUCAUGUCAUUGGAACAAACUUCAUAUCAAUGUUUCAAAUAAAUGAGAAUGUACCCCUUAUUUCUUUUAUAUUUCUGCCUGUAUUUCUGUCUUUCAUGACACUGUUGCAUGUUCUUUUCUUUAUUAAUUAUAUAAAAUUCAUUUUUUAAUAACUUUAUGAAUGAAAACAUUUUAGGGACUUAUGUAAUAAAAUUUGUUUCAUUAGUUCCUCAUACCUUUAAACAUUAGUUCCUCAACACUUUAAAUAUUGUUAAUGCUGUAACUGUUAUGAAGUUACUUACUCAAGCUGUGUCUAUAGGGCAGAGAACAGUCCUCUUCUUUUAGAUGAUAAUCAUGAUCAAACCACUCAAUACAAUAGUUGUCAGAUAGACAACAAGGAUAACUUUUUUGUUGUUGACUUAAGCAGUCAAGUUACCAAAAUAGUAAAAUUGGUUUAUAUGAGCAGACAGAGCUACAGCAUUCAAAAAUUACUUGUUAAAGGUUUCUUUUUUUGUUAAAAUGAACUUUCUCAAAUGAAACUCAUCCUCAUGUAGCAAGUAUCUCUCUCUACUUGUGGAUGGUUUCAUACCAAAUGCUUCAUGUAAUUAAGGGACAUUAUGAGAGGACUAGAAGAUAUUUCAUCAGAUAAUCUUGACUAAGGGCUGUAACUCCCACUUACCGUGAAAACAUAAAUAAGAGUGAAUAGUCAUGAGUUUGGGGGAGUCAUAGUUACAUAUGAGAUUUUCCUUUGUUUCUUUUGAUGUAUGUAAAAUGUUUGUAGAAAGAUGGUAGAAAAUGUUAUUAAUGAAUUUAGAGUGUUUGGGGAAUACACUGAUGCUGCUUCUUUGAAAAUUAUAGAGUUAAAAUGAGGACUAUCUAGGAACCAAAAUUGGCAGGCCUCCAGCUUUACAAUACUUUGUAAGUGUUCUUGGUUAUGUUUUGAACAUUUGAAUUUCUCAACAAAUGGCUAUGUCUAUAUUUAUGUAGGGGCCACUCUUGCUCUACUUGCAUGCCACUUUCACACAUCUUUAACUGAGAUCAGUGUGAAUUCUGUAUGCAUAUGGGAUGUAUUUUAAGAUGCAGGAUCAUUAAUGCUAUAUUGUUGCAUACUAUUUUUUAUUUUUCAUAUGCCUUACAAUAUUUUCUGGGAUGUUAUUAAAAUGAAAGCAUUUUAUUGCCAAAAUAAACCUAUGUUGUUAUUUCUAAUCUGCAUUAGCAGUAGAAAAAUAAUGUAGCAAAAACAUAUAUUGUAUAGUACAAAAUUAUAAAAGAUAUAUAUUUUGCCAAUAAUAUAAAAAUAGAUUGAGGAGAAAGAAGCACAUUUGCUAUAGCACAAACUUACAACAAAAUCCACUGUUAAAUUUGGCAGUUGUAUUUUUUAAAAGUAUAUAGAUUUAGUUCUAAGUUUUAUCAGAUUUAUUUCAUCUACCAUCUUUUUAACUUGCUGCUUGAUACUUUUCCAGCAAUUUACUUCAUAGCCUUGCAAUCUGUGGAUGUAAUUUAUUUUACUUUAUCCCCUUCCAUAAAACUUAUUAAAUUUUAUUUUGUGAUAAGA